This is a messenger RNA of Fonsecaea erecta, 1557 nucleotides long. RefSeq lists its product as hypothetical. Bases 1 to 1557 code for a protein of 518 amino acids. The record is from RefSeq and is a predicted model, not a curated record. Gene Ontology annotation, molecular function: transmembrane transporter activity. Lineage: Eukaryota; Fungi; Ascomycota; Eurotiomycetes; Chaetothyriales; Herpotrichiellaceae. Gene Ontology annotation, biological process: transmembrane transport. The transcript is spliced from 5 exons.
AUGGGGUCCCUCCAGAACAAGGCGGAGGUCCUGCAUAUGGAACAGGACAAGUGGUCGUCCGAAGAAGCCGCCGUCGACAUUGCCGAGGCGAAACGAGGCGAAAUUGAUGAAAGAGAAGGGCACGCAGCCCUGAAGCUCGACAAACGUGGUCUGCCUCUCGUGCCGCAGCCAACAGAUCGCAAGGAUGAUCCUCUUAACUGGUCGCCAUGGCUCAAAUUCUUCAUCCUGUUGCAAGUCAGCUUCCUUGCUUUCCUCGGGCCUAUGGCAGGCGCAAUCGUCAAUCCGGCCUUUGUGCCACUCAGCAAGCAAUUCCACAUCACAGUGGUCCAGGCUUCAUAUGAACUGACAGUGUAUAUUGUCGCUGCGGGCGUCGGUCCCUUAUUGACGGUGCCACUCGCCAACGUGUAUGGCCGAAGACCUGUCUACCUUUUCGGCAACCUCUUAGCUGCCGUCACCAACAUUGCGGCAGGGUACUGCGACACAUGGGCUGGGAUCAUGGUGACUCGUGUCUUCAACGGCAUUGGUGCUGGCUCUCCAGGCGCCAUCGGGGCAGCAACCGUCUGUGACAUGUACUUCCUGCACGAACGUGGAUUUUACAUGGGAAUCUUCACCUUCCUUCUGACCAACGGACCUCAUGCGGCGUCGUUGUUCGGCGGCUUCAUUGCCCAGAGUCUUGGGUGGAGGUGGUGCUUUUUGAUCCCAGGUUAUGUCCAGCUCGGCGUGUUCGUCUUCACGAUUUUUUGCUUGCCAGAAACCCUCUUCUCUCGUCGGCCGACCACCCUCGCCAAUCGUCGUGAACACUCUUUCAUGGAUCUCCUGCUCUUUAGACACUCUGGCUUGCAGGAUCGCAAACUCCGCUUCGGAGACUUCUUCCGGCCUUUCUACAUGCUGAGAUACCUCCCGAUCGUGAUCCCGGGCUUUUACUACAUGACGGCCUUUGGGUUCGGCUCGGUGAUGUUUGCCGCGACGGGUUCGAGCCUGUUCCGAUCACUGUACCACUUUGACGUAGCGCAGACUGGAAUGCUGCUUAGCAUUCCGCUCCUCAUCGGCUGUCUGCUGGGCGAAAUGAGCGCCGGCUGGCUCACGGAUUACAUGGUGUACCGAUACGCCAAACACCACGGAGGCAGACGGGAGCCCGAGCCGCGUAUCAACAUGGUAGCACUGGCGGUCUUGUGCCCGAUCGGCAUCAUCAUCGACGGCAUCUGUCUGUCGCACUUCAAGACGGUGUCGUGGGUGGGCGCCGCGUUCGGCAUGGGCAUUGCGAACUUUGGUCUCCAGAUCGCGACCACAGUUACGUACAGCUACUGCACGGAUUGCUACAAGCCCCAGAGCUCCGAGAUAUCCUGCAUCCUCAACGUGUUCCGCAACGUCUUCUCCAUGACCAUCUCCUUCUAUGCAAUUCCACUCGGCGACAAGAUCCAGUAUCAGUACGCGUGGUUGACUUUUGCCUUAAUCCACGUCGUUUUCUUGAUCCCGAUGGUUGUGCUCCGGUUCAAGGGCAUCCAGUGGAGGAACAGCUCUUGGCAGAAGCCUCCCACGUUCCAUAACGACAUCUAG